AUGUUUCAUUCGGAUCACCGGUCAGAUAAAAGUAUUCGACUUUUUGAUUUUACUAAUGGUUCGAUAUUGGGCAAAGUACUUGGCUAUUCAGAAUUAAUUACUGGAGACUAUUAUACCAAUGAUGGAUCAUCGCAGCCGAAAUCUACUCAAUCAACCACAGCGACUAGAUUUUCGUUAGAUCAAAGUAAGCUGCCUACAGCUACAUCAAGUAAUACAACGGGUUAUCUAUACCAGAGGACCUUGGAAGAUUGGUUUACCCAGCUGAGCAAAAAAGGCUUUCAAAGAAAAAGAAGAAAAAAACGUCUCUAA
Dentiscutata erythropus is the source of this 309-nucleotide messenger RNA. NCBI's taxonomy places the organism in Eukaryota, Fungi, Glomeromycota, Glomeromycetes, Diversisporales, Gigasporaceae. The record is from the annotation of a GenBank genome assembly.